AUGAGGUUACCAGACUCGGAGACGGCCAACAUCCUCACGCUGCUCUUUGGCACUGUCAGCGGCGCCAUCGGGGUCGUUGCCUCGCUGCCGCAGGACCUCUUCUCCUUCCUGCACCGCCUGCAGCUGCAGGUGUGCCUAACGAAGGUGAUAAAGGGCAUGGGCGGGCUGUCACACGCGGAGUGGCGCAGCUUCCACAACGAGCGCAAGACGGUGGAGAGCAAGGCGUUCAUCGACGGCGACCUGGUGGAGGCGUUCCUGGACCUCAAGAGGGAGCGCAUGGUGGAGGUGGCGGAGCACAUGAAGGUGCCUCUGGACGAGCUCUGCAAGAAGCGGAAAAUCUUGGUGGAGGGGCAGAUGAUGGUGGCGGGGCAGAUGAUGGUGGCGGGGCAGAUGAUGGUGGCGGGGCAGAUGAUGGUGGAGGGGCAAAUGGUGGUGGAGGGGCAGAUGAUGGUGGAGGGGCAGAUGAUGGUGGCGGGGCAGAUGAUGGUGGCGGGGCAGAUGAUGGUGCAUGUGGAGGCAUUUGCUAGAAGGUUAGUGCGGGAUAGGGGAGUGAGUGGGUUGCAGCAGUGGAAAAUAAUACCACGGUAG
Molecule: messenger RNA, 588 nt
Organism: Closterium sp. Naga37s-1
Lineage: Eukaryota; Viridiplantae; Streptophyta; Zygnematophyceae; Desmidiales; Closteriaceae
Source: the annotation of a GenBank genome assembly